AUGUCAACAAGUCUUCCACCGCCACAAUCCGCCACCUCCGAUGAGGCAACUGAUCUUUUCGCCGCCGUGGAUAUGGGCACAAACUCCUUCAAGCUUCUCAUUUUCCGAGCCGAUCCCUCCACCGGCCGCUUCCUCCCCAUCAAUGUCUUCAAAGAGCCCGUCCUCCUGGGCAUUGACACCACCACAACCUCCGCCGCCGCCGUCAUCACCCCUGCCUCCACGGAUCGCGCCAUAGCCGCCCUAAUUAAGUUCCAAGAAAUCCUCCAGUCCAACCGAAUCCCGGCCUCCCAAUGCCGCGUCGUUGCCACCUCCGCUGUCCGAGAAGCCUCUAACCAGUCCCAGUUUCUCUCCUUUGUAAAUCAAAAAGUUGACCUCCAGAUUAAGGUCCUCUCCGGCCAAGAAGAAGCCCGCCUAAUCUAUUUGGGUGUCCUCCAAUUACUUCCCGUCAUUGAGGACACGGUUCUCAACGUUGACAUUGGCGGCGGCUCCACUGAGUUUAUUAUUGGCCACAAUGGUAAUAUUUUGUAUUCAAUUUCAUUGAAAUUAGGGCAUGUUACAUUGACCCAACAAUUUUCCGAUACUAGACAAAUGCGGGAACAUAUUAGGACUGUGUUCAAAAGUUCAGGAUUAGUUGAUAAGAUUAAGGACUAUAGGAUUAAUAAAGUGACAGGUUCUUCUGGAACAAUUAAGUCAAUUGAGGAAGCAGUGUAUAAAGGUUAUGCUAAGAAAAGAGUGGAAAAUGCUCGUCGUGAUUCCUACAGUGAUUGGAAAUUCAGUAAGGAGGAGUUGAUGGAGUUAGUGGACAGUUUUGAAAUGGAAGGGAAGGAAAAUAGGAAGUCAUUCUUCAGAAAGAGGGCCGAAUUUAUAGUUGCCGGGGCAGUUUUAUUAGAAGAGGCUUUUGAGUCACUAGGAAUCAUGGAAAUGGAGGUCUCCGAGUAUGCAUUAGCAGAAGGUGUCGUCGCCGAGAUGUUGGGGAUUGAUGAAAGCUUGAAAGUAGAUAUGCGGUGGGGGAGUGUAGUGAGGCUGGCGACUAGGCUUUGUAGCAAGAAGAAGAUGAAGACUGCUGCAUUCUGUGCACGGAUAUCAAAGGAAAUUUUUGACGGAAUAAGGAAGUUGAAUGUGACGGCCAAUAAUGAGCUUCUAAAGAACAUGGAGGACAGGGACAUUGAAUAUCUUGAAGCUGCUUGUUUACUUCACAAGAUUGGUCUUAUUGCUGGAAAUAAAGGGUACCACAAGCAAUCAUAUCAGCUGAUAACUAAGGGCAAUCACCUCCAAGGGUAUAACGAUGACGAGAUUAUGUUUAUAGGACUCCUUGUGAAACAUCAUAGAAAGGGAUUUCCAAAGGCUGAUGAUACUUCUAUGCAGGGCUUUACUGAAGAGGUGAAGCACAAAUUCACAAUGCUUUGUGCAAUACUAAGAUUGUCUGCUGUCAUAGAGCAGUUGCAGUCUUUGGACUGUCCUAGGUACACACUUUCACAUUCUCCCGAAGGUUUCAGGCUGGUACUUGAGGUAAGGAAUCGACCUUCCCCGCAUGGUAGUUUACAGUUACAAGCCGAGAUGGUUAAGGAAGAAUUAGAUAAAGAAGUGGCUAACUUUAGCGAGGUGUUUGGGGAAAAAUUGUCAGUCGUGGUUCAUUAG
Oldenlandia corymbosa var. corymbosa is the source of this 1638-nucleotide messenger RNA. NCBI's taxonomy places the organism in Eukaryota, Viridiplantae, Streptophyta, Magnoliopsida, Gentianales, Rubiaceae. The record is from the annotation of a GenBank genome assembly.